AUGGCCGGAGCGGCGGCGGCCGCCGCGACCCCCGUGUACUGCGUGUGCAGGGAGCCCUACGACGUGAGCCGCUUCAUGAUCGAGUGCGACAUCUGCAAAGACUGGUUCCACGGCAGCUGUGUUGGGGUAGAGGAGCACCAUGCUGUUGACAUUGAUCUGUACCAUUGUCCCAACUGUGCAAUUCUCCAUGGACCUUCUCUAAUGAAGAAGAGGAGGAACUGGCACAGACAUGACUACACAGAGUUGGAUGAUGGUUCCAAGCCUGUGCAGGCUGGAACGCGGACCUUCGUUAAACAGCUGCGGGCUCGCUCUUUCCCAAGUGCUGAUGAAGUAAUUUUGAAAAUGCAUGGAAGCCAGCUGACGCAAAGAUACUUGGAGAAACAUGGGUUUGAUGUUCCCAUUAUGGUUCCUAAAUUAGAUGGUCUGGGGCUCAGACUUCCUCCACCAACUUUCUCCGUUUUAGAUGUGGAACGCUAUGUAGGUGGUGACAAAGUGAUAGAUGUAAUAGAUGUAGCAAGACAAGCAGACAGUAAAAUGAAGCUCCAUAAUUAUAUUAAGUAUUUCACAAAUCCUGACCGGCCAAAAGUAUUGAAUGUGAUCAGCCUGGAAUUCUCGGACACAAAGAUGUCUGAAUUAGUGGAAGUACCAGAUAUUGCCAGAAAGCUUUCAUGGGUGGAAAAUUAUUGGCCAGAUGACUCUGUCUUCCCUAAGCCUUUUGUUCAGAAGUAUUGCUUGAUGGGUGUCCAGGACAGCUACACUGAUUUUCAUAUCGAUUUUGGAGGAACAUCAGUUUGGUACCAUGUUCUCUGGGGUGAGAAGAUAUUCUAUUUGAUUAAGCCCACUGAUGAAAAUUUGGCUCUGUAUGAGUCUUGGAGUUCCUCUGUCACCCAGAGUGAGGUAUAUUUUGGAGACAAGGUUGACAAAUGUUACAAAUGUGUUGUGAAGCAAGGACACACUUUAUUUGUUCCAACAGGCUGGAUUCAUGCUGUGCUCACGUCUCAGGAUUGUAUGGCUUUCGGAGGAAACUUUUUGCACAACCUCAACAUUGGCAUGCAGCUCAGGUGUUAUGAAAUGGAGAAGAGGCUAAAAACCCCUGAUCUUUUCAAAUUUCCUUUCUUUGAAGCCAUCUGUUGGUUUGUGGCCAAAAACUUGCUGGAAACAUUGAAAGAACUGAGGGAAGAUGGUUUCCAGCCUCCAAGCUAUUUAGUGCAAGGAGUGAAGGCUUUACUUACCGCUUUAAAAUUGUGGAUGAAGAAAGAACUUGUAACAGAACAUGCCUUUGAAAUUCCAGACAACAUUAGGCCUGGGCAUCUCAUAAAAGAGCUCUCAAAAGUGAUUCGUUCUGUAGAGGAGGAAAACAGCAAACUAGUUAAAACUCAGGGAAUUCUUGGUGUAUGUCCAACUUCACGGUCUUCGCAUGAAACAACUUACCCUCACCACUCCAGACGAAGGGUGAGGAAAUUGAGAGACCAUGCUACCAAAACUCCUUCUAAUCUGGACAUCCUGGAACUCCACACUAGGGAGGUACUGAAAAGGCUGGAGAUGUCACCAUGGGAGGAGGAUACCACAAGCUCAAAACUGAAUGGGAGAUUUAACAAACCACUUCAGCCAUCAUCUACAAUACCUGAAUGGCGAACAAAAGACAAUGAUCUUCGCCUUCUGCUAUCAAACGGAAGAAUAAUAAGAGAUGAGAGACGCCCAUUUACAGAUCGAAGUCUUUACACAGCAGAUAGUGAAGAUGAAGAUGACAGGACAAGAUCAAAAAAGACGACUGUUAAGGUAGAAGACCAGCCCUCAGGGUUUGAGGGAGAAGGGAAUGCAGAUGCCCAGAAACCACUGAACAUGUUCUUUGAAAGUGUGAAAUCAGAACUCAGGAAUGGAUCCUCAGAGUACUCUGAUAUUUCUGAUUCAGAAGAAUCUGAGCCUGAUUGCACUACACAGCAGAAGGAUUCCUCCACAGAGGAGUCAGAAAGCUCAGGUGAUGAAGAGAAACAGGAAGUAACAUCGAAUUUCAAAGAGGAAUCUAAGGUCACAAGAGACCUCUAUCAAAAUACCCAGAAGCCAUCCAGAAAUGAAACUCCCAGUAAAAAGGAAUGUCCUACCUCGACAAGUACAGAAGAAGAAGCUAUUCAGGGCAUGCUUUCUAUGGCAGGAUUGCACUAUACUACAUGUUUACCAGGUCAUACUCAAAGCACAGACUGCACAGAUAAAAGAACCUCUCUUCAGGAACACAGAAGCUACCCCAGGAGUCGGCAUAAAGACAGACAGCCAUCUCAGAGCCACAAAACAAUUGAAUGUGGUAGGUCUGUGAAGGAAGAGGAAGGAGACUUGGGGACUUCAGCAUGGGCUAGACACCUGAAUGAAACUUCAAGGAUUACCCCUCAGGAUACAAAUAAAACUCAAAAAUAUAUCAAGAAAGAGGGUACAUCAGAAGCUAAUCAUAAGGUUCAGGAAAACAGAAGUAUAGUCCACAACAACAGCUUGAGUUUUCAGCAUGGGAAGUAUACACGAGACUCCAGUCUAAUUCAAGAAUGUCGUCUGAGUGAUGGCAGCCUUAGCCCUGACAGGCUGUAUGGUGAAACAUCCUUGUCUGUACCGCUUCAUCCAACAAAGAGGCCAGCAUCAAACCCACCCCCUAUCAGCAACCAGGCGACAAAAGGCAAACGUCCAAAGAAAGGAAUGGCAACUGCUAAACAGCGCCUUGGGAAGAUCUUGAAGCUGAACCGGAAUGGCCAUGCACGCUUCUUUGUCUAAUGUAGCUGCUACUUCUACUACUGCUGUCUUUCCUACACAGACCAGUAUUGAGGUCAACAGAGCCUGGAGCUGCUGUUAUUCCUCUGCUUGAAGCAGACUUGCAUGUACCAUAUAAAACACUGCCUGAUGAACAAAAAUAAGAAAGGAAAAAAAAGCAAAACACACACACAAAAAAAAAAACCAACCCAAUGCUGCAUUUUCACUGUGCCACACCUGCUCAGCAAUAACCAUAUGGGAAUGGGGAAAUCUUCAGAGAGACAUGGACUGUGAGAAAUAGUCUCUCAUCAGGGCUUGAAUAUCAUUUGUUGCUGGUAGUUUCUGAUCUAUUAAUGAGGGGAAGAUGAUGAAGGUGGUUUAUCAAUAAUUUAUUUCUGAUAGAUUUUUGACAACUUUAAAUUCAUUUAAGAAACUAUUUAUUUGGAAGACUUUUUUUUGUGGGGUUGUUAAUUUAGAUUUAAGAAUGUGAAAGUUUUUAAUUGUUUUGAUAAUGUAUGUUUGGUGCAGUGGAGAGCCACAUUAAUUGUGAUUAGUCUGGACUCCUAAAUUUGAUAUUCAGGUUGUAGUCUUAAAUAGGGAUGAGAUUCAUUAUUAAUUAUUUUUAAAUUAAGGCAUAUGGAAUCUUUUUUUUUUUUCCUGCUUUUUGUGAGCUAUUGGCUGGGCUUCUGUUGACUUGCAAGUUGCAUAUUCUCUGCCAGCUUGAUUAUACCUGUCCUCUUAAAUGCAGAUUUAUUUAUUUGACGGACUAGAAGAGACUCCUAAUGACAGAAGAAUCUUCUUCUGUUAGUCCAGUAGCUAACUUGUGUUAAACUGCACCCCUUUUCUCCAAAUUGGAGUUCGUACUUCUCUUCCUGAUGAUCUGUCUGUGAUGAUGGUCUUUUGCAAAAAGGCUCCCUGAAACUGUAUUUGUACAGGUUAUUUAGGAGUUGGUAGAAAGGAGGAAAAAUUAAUGCAUCUUUUUGGAGGAAUGGGAGUAUCAGUUAAGAUAAAUGUUUCUUCAGAACAAUUACUCUGAAAUAACUCAUAAGAUACACAGUGCAGUCUUAAGAUUUGCGUAUUACUUAAUGUAGCAUGGAAGAAGCAUUAAAGUAUUGUACUUUAAACACAUUUUACUGAAGAGACAGGAAGGCAGGAAAUGUGUUCCUUUCAAAGCUGGGUGAGACAGCCAGUUGAAAGUCUUAACUGGUGCAUAUAUGAGCAUUAAGUAGCUUACUGGUAUCAGAAUGAUCAUUUGUGUCAGGCUUCAUACAGAGCUGAUAGCAAAUGCCAAUUCUGAAUUAUUGUAAAUAAUUUUGAUUUUAAAUUUGUAUUUUUCUGUAAUAUAAAAUUAAAUAUUUAACUUUUGGGGGAUGGGGGUGAAAGCGGAAAGGGGAACUUUUACUUGAUUCUGGAAAUAGGGCAUUUUGUGGGGUCCAGCCAAAACGUAAAGAUUAAUGUGGUAGGAGCAACAAUAUUGUUGGUUGGAGUUUUUUUGCUUGCCAAGAGUAAAAGUACUCAGGCAUAGCUAUCAAAGUAAUUGAAUUGAUUAACUUUUCUUACCAGUUUUUCCUUCCUCCAUAUUCUAUGCUGGAAUAGUUUUCUCUUCUUGUAAUUUAAAAACAAAUUCAGUUGGACUUUCCUGAAUAUUUGUGCAGCUUUUAAUCUGGGCUAGAUUAUGAAUGCUUUUACAAAUAUAUGGAAAUAGUUUUAAUGUCAGGUGGUUUUGUUGCAGGGCCACUGCACUAUGUUUCUAAAUUGAGAAACAUCAAAACGUAAUGCAACUGCAAAUAAGUCAGGUAGCUUUCAUGGCUUUACUUCCUCUGGAGCAUUGCUCUGACUUUGUAGUUCUGUGUGUGUAGGUAUGGGUGACCUUUUUUUAACCUUUUGUUUGCAAAUUAUGGGUUCACACAAGCAUGUUUUCAGGUUUGGGUUUGAUUGGGUUUUUGUUGUUGUUAUUGUUUUGUUGGUUUUUUUUUUCUUAAUUUAAUGCAAGCUCUCAGCCUUCUUUAGCCUAUGGGGAACAGAGGUAGCAAAGGACUUCUAAAAAGUAGAAGAUAAGCUAAGAGGUACUCCACAGGGGCUGAAAGUGACUGUUAAGUACUUGCUGUUCUCAGGUGCUGUUUUCCAGAUGGAAAUAUAUAAAAGAGAAUAUUUUAACUAUCUGCUAAUAUGUUCUCACCAAAGCAAGUCAAAGAAAUAAACUGUGUAUAUACCCUCUGUGCUGAAGCUUGAGCAAAUGGAUUAAUGCCUGCCAGGCUUUGGGAACUGUUUUAGCUUUAGCGUAUUGAACCAAACUGUUUCGUUCUUGCUGGCUGUAUAAUUUUUCAGAAUAGAAAAUUGCAGUUUAAGGCUGCAGUCAGAUUCAGAGCAGAAUGAAGAAUGAGCUUUCUCUCUUUCAAGGCAGAUUUUUGAGAAUGCUUAAAUAGAAGUAUGCCAGAAUAGAAUCUGGAGCAAGGAACUGUAAAAUAUGGAGUAUGCUUUCUUGUACAUGUGACUGGCUUAUACAAUGUCUCUUCUCUAACCAUCCACAUUAUUUAUCUGUAUCUUACUUAUUGGAACAUAGAUGUGGCUGGACCCAUAUAUAUCAUUUCUUCUUAGGUUUAUUCUUUCUUUACUUUCUACCUUUUGUGUUUUAGAGUGGGUUUUUUUUUUGUUUUUUCUUUUUUUUCCAAAGUGGCUCUCCACUGUCAUCAGUUUUAUGUAAUAGCCUCUUCACAGGCUGUCAACAGGCAGAGGUUCAUUCCCGUUUUCUUCAGAUAUCAGUGCUUCCAGUAGAAGUUAAUUCUGAUGUCCCACCUCAGAACAACUAAUUUAAAAGAAAUUGCUGUGAUAAGCAGUAUAAAAAAAAAUGUUGGGGGGAGGGGGAGGAAUAAAAAGAAAAAAAAAAUGGGGGGAGGAGACAGGGGGAAGUCUCCUGGUAGCUCAUGAAGAGGAUGUGGUGACCUCACUCGUUUUGUGUACUUGUAUGUAGGGAUAUUUUUAUUGUGUUCUAGAUGAAAACACUACUGCACCAAGCUUUCUGUAGAUGGACUGAACCCUGUGUUGUUGUAGUGGAGAGAAAAAGCCCUAUUUUUUAACUUGCUGUCUCACUUGGGGUGGAAGAGGGAGGGAGUAGGGAACACUGACUGGACAACCAAGAUAAUUAAGCCUGCUGUGGUAACUCAUUUGCAAGGAUAAUCUUUUUUGAAAAGUCAGAGAACUUGGAUUUGGCAUAAAACUUAAUAUCUUUAUUUUGUAGACAGAACAGUGGGACAUGAAAUAUCAUAGAGGUUUUCCCAUUCUCUUAAGUUCUCAAGUUCCUGCAAUCGGAGAAAAAAAACAAAAUAGAACCAGGAAAAUGGAAAGACCACCUAGAAAAAAAACUGUAUCAAAGACUCUUCCAGCAACUUUCCCUUUUCUUCUAGUAUACUUGCUAAUAAACCCUGGCUACAAGGUAGCCUUUGUUGACCUCUGAGGUAGAUUACCUAUGCAACCUGUAAUACUCCACAUGAAUCCAUUCUUAAAGACAAUUUUGCAAGUGUUAGAUGUUGAGAGUUUAAAUUAUUGCUUUCUGAUCACAUGGAAGAUUUGGGGCCUUUCUUUUUUUGGUAGUUGAAGCACUUGUGUUACCUUUAGUAGACAUGGAAGAGAGCACAGUGUCAUGAUCACAUUUUAGAAGCUUCAGCUUUCCCUAGGCUUUGCUAUAUGGCAUAAGCUACCUUCAUUCACAAGGCCAUAAAGUUGUAAAUGUUGAAGGUUUUUGCAGGGUUUCAGAGUUGGAGCUGAUGUGAACCUUGCUUUAGUAAUUGUGGAAACUAAGAGAAUCGAAGCUAGAACAACCUGGUACUACAAGCCUAUAACUGUUGCCCUGUUUAGGCUCCACAGGCCCACCUAUCCCUUCACAUCCCAACCAUGAUCCCUAAAUCUUAAUGUCUUUCCAGAGUUUCAUUCACGUGAUACUUCCAGACCAUUAAAAGCUGUUUGUAGCUCUGAGGUUGAGCAAGCCCAGGGCUAUUCUUCUACAGAAGAAAUGUAAAUGGAACCAAGGGCCUUACUGUUUGUGGUUAAACAAGAUUAAAAGCUGCAACAUCCAUUUUUCCAAAAAGAAAAAAAUAUACCCCAACAAAAAACACCCUAGUAACCCUCUUUGUGGGAGAGUAUGAGUGAGAAAUCAUGCAGUGGAUGAGAAAUAUAAGUAGCACUGAUAAGGAAAUGCAUGUUCUUCAUAGGCUGCAUUUCUGUUUGGAAAAAAAGACUUUUUCUACUUUUAAUAUAAAUUAAGCCAUAAGAGUUUCAUGCUGUGGGAAGGGAAUGAAAGGGAUCACUUUAAGAGAUUAUAUUGAUAUGUAUUGUCACUUCUGCUGGGAAAUGUCUAUUGCUGCCAAUGCUUCGGUGAAUCCUUUUUUUGUUUGUUUUUAAAAAAACCCAUGGAAUUUAAAAAAAAAAGAGAAAAAAAAAGGGGCUAGUUCUUGGCUAUAUUACUAGUUUUGUAGUAAGGUUUUGCUGGCCUGUUUGUCUUUUCCUCUCCUUUUUCUACUCUUGUAGCCUGAUUUCUAUCUUUCCUUCUAAUGUCUCUGAAAAUACUAGCUUGUCUGUCACUAGGGGUCGGUGUAUGUGUGUCUUCCUUUUUACAGAAACGCACUACUGUGUUAAGUAUUUGGCUGGGAAAUGGGAUGCUGCAGCUUUAAGAGCAUUUUUUUCAAUUCAUAACAGUAUUUCCCAUCCUCUUUUGCCUGCAGGCAGGGAAAGUGUAUGUACAGUAUUUAUUUUGUUUCGAUUUUACUUUAAAUUUGUAAGUUUCUAUAAGUAGUUCACAUUGAUUAUUCUAGAGGAGGACAAGUGGCUUUGUUUAAAUUUGUAUUUGAUAUUCAUAGUUUCCACUUUCUGUACUUUAAAAUACUGAAAUUAAAAAACCUGUAUUGCUUAUGUUUUGAUUUUAGCACUCUAAAGUGUUUAAUUUCUUCAGGCUUCUGCUUAUUUGCUUCAGUGUAAAUACAGAAAACUGUACAGAAUAUCUUGAAGAGAAGAACGCUUUUCUAGAUCCAACCUCUGUGCCCUUUAUUUGUCGCAUUUUAAAGAAGAAGUUUUCUGGAGAAAUGUGAGAGGGAAUAUUCUGAUACUGUUGUUUGGAUUUUUUUAAAUUAUUUUUUCAAAGUGCAAAUCUCAUUUCGAUGCAAGUUUAUUAUGUGGCAACUAAAUGCGUUUUGUGAAGAUGUGUAUAUUCUUCUUGAAUCCUAAUAUAAAAAGGAGGUGGAAGUGUUUGUUAUCUGUCAUAUUAGAAGAUCUAGAACUGUAACAAGGGUGUUAAAUUGUAUUCUCAUGUUCUUGCUCUUGGCUUUUGUUCAGGUUUUUCUCAAGCUACUGAUGACUGACUCAUCUUUUGAUGUGUGCAGUUACUUUACAUGUGUACAGUUUCUGGAAGAAGAGAUUUCUCUUUCACACUUCUAUGUAUUUUGUCAUACUUGCUUUUAUCUUGGGUGACUUGUCUGCUGAUAUCUCCCAGCACAUGUCAUCUUCUAGUUUACAGUUGUCAGUGCUCCCUGUUUCGGCUGCAUAUGGCCAACACACAGUACUGUUUGCAUGUGGGUACUGUACUUGGGGGUAAUGGAAGCAUGAUUGUGUUGCACUCCGACUUUGUGCAAUGCAUUUUCUUCUGCAGACUGCUCCAUGCUACUCAACUGCUUCAGUGUUGUGAUGGGCAGAUGCUUAGAUUCCAGUGCUGUUCAUUUUAUGAGAGCCUUAGAUAAAUAAUGCAGCAAUUGCAGUGGAAGAACCAGGUAGCAGAAAAUGUUUGAUUUGAGCAUCCUUUGUGGCUGCUCAGGUUUACUUCUUAGCCUGGCUCUUAGCUUACAUAGAAUAUGUGGUUGACUGUAAUGACUAGGAAAUCUUUUCAUGGACCAGGACUUCAUUGUGCCAUGUGCUUUACAUACAAAGAACAAGAAUGCUGACCUCAUCAAACUGCUUAAGCAUAAGAUUAAAAUAGUCUAAAAACACCCAACAGUCUAAACCCACAGAACUUACAAACUACAAACUAGUAAGUUCUGUGGCCUGAAGUUUAAAACACAGUGGUGGUGUAGAUUUUGGGGGCUGAAACUUCUGUGCUGUUUCAAAAAGAAAUUUCAUUUGAGUGUAAUAAGAAAUUGUGAGGAAAAAUUAUGAUGUAAGUGCAGAGGGUGAAGUUUAAAUAUUUGUAUGUCCAGAAAGGAGUUCCUGCUGUAUUUUGACAUGCAUUUGCAUCUUUUCAAUUAAUGUGUUAAAACUGAUUUUGAAUUUGGUAAGCCAAAGAUUUGCCAAAGAUCUGAAAGACCUGUUUGUCUGCCAGAGCAACCACCCAUUUUGUGAAAGUCUUGAUCACUGAUUGAGAGCAAUGCAGUAACCUAUGCAUUUCCAUCAGACACUCAUCUGGAUUUGAUACACUGAACUCACUGCUCAUAAUAAUGCUUUGGUCUUAAAAUAAAGUGAUAGACUUAAGAGAGUGCCUCACUGGGCCACAAAUACAAGUUUCAUACCCACAUAAAGACCUGUGUAAGCACCUUUACUAUUUGUCCUUUUGUUUUUGCCAACUACAUCUGCAGCUUUUCUCUGUGACUGUUGUGUGGUGGAUAAUAGGUAGGAUAAUCCACUGGUAAAUAUGUGAAAUGUCUCUAAGUGCUGCUUUAAAUGCUACUGGGUAGCCUUCAGCACCUGGAGCUGUAUUUCCUUUAGAAGUCAGAGUUUCUAGUUUUUGCUUUUCUGUUUGUGUAGAGUGGGGGAAUACUAACCUGGGUUAUUCUUCUGUAAUGGAUAGAUGGAUUUUAAAGGGUUCAAGGCUACCAAAUAUGGCAAAAAAAAAUUUCCAAAGUCAGGGAGUGUGCAAGAUGCUCUUCGUGGUAUCUGAAGACUUAACACUGGUUUUGGUUUUCUUUUCUUUUUAAUGGAUAGUAUUCUACUGUGUUUGAGGUAGAGUACCCCUUGUAAAGUGCCUACAAACUUGGUUUUGUGUACAUUUCGUGAAGUUCAGCUGUUUCUCCAUAGGGCUUGUCAUGAUCUGCUUAAUUUGUAAAGCUGUUGUGGUGGCUCAUUAGUUAACAAGUUCAGCCAAGCGUUUUCUUGUUUACUUUGUUUAGAUACAACUUUGGAUUGAUGAUGGAAACCUGAGUAGUAGAAUGAAUAUGACAAAGUCAAACAUGUUGAGUGUUGGUUUCUGUAGGAACAUUUUUUUCAUUGUAUAGAAGUAUUUCUCCUGGGAGCCCUUGAAUUUACACUUUUACUGCUGGUAAGUAAUGUCAGUUGUCUCAAGCCAAAAGUUAAUGAGAACUGAAGCUGUAAAACCAGAAUGUUGUUGUUACUCUGAUACAACCAGGGAUUUUAAAUGCCUUUGUUUCUGCAGAGGUCAAUGACUAAAGUCUUUACCUGUGAAAGAAAUAGCUGAUGAUCAAGACAAUAAAUACAAGUCUGUUAUUGCCAGAGCUCAUAAUAUUCCACCUAGCAGCCAGCUGAUAGGACAGUUUGCUUUGUCUAGACUAAGGUCUGAUUUCUCUGAAGCCAAUUAUAUUCAGUCUUUAGAAUAAGUACUGCAAGUUUUGAAGAAUUGUGUUUGGCUUAAUAGAUCUAUUUAUCUGUACUGCUCCUGCUGUAUUUGCUUUGGUCUUGGAAAAAGUACUCUUCUUUGAAACAUACAAGUCAACUAAAAACCAGUAUG
Messenger RNA from Melopsittacus undulatus (budgerigar), 10390 nucleotides. It is a transcript of the gene KDM7A, whose product is annotated as lysine demethylase 7A. The coding region runs from base 1 to 2754 and encodes 917 amino acids. Gene Ontology annotation, biological process: protein demethylation; regulation of transcription by RNA polymerase II. Lineage: Eukaryota; Metazoa; Chordata; Aves; Psittaciformes; Psittaculidae. The transcript is spliced from 20 exons. The record is from RefSeq and is a predicted model, not a curated record. Gene Ontology annotation, molecular function: transcription coregulator activity; histone demethylase activity.